This is a messenger RNA of Helianthus annuus (common sunflower), 1116 nucleotides long. RefSeq lists its product as uncharacterized. The transcript is spliced from 2 exons. The coding region runs from base 1 to 1116 and encodes 371 amino acids. The record is from RefSeq and is a predicted model, not a curated record. NCBI's taxonomy places the organism in Eukaryota, Viridiplantae, Streptophyta, Magnoliopsida, Asterales, Asteraceae.
AUGGCUGGCUCAGACGAAGCAAACAGUCAUCCAGCAGAGGGCAACACCAGAAUCAAUAUUACUGGUGCCGAACUGCAAGCUCUAAUCACCGCGGCAGUUUCUCAAGCGGUAGAGGCUAAAUUUAAAGAGCCGAGUGUCGUUCGGUCUCAAACUCUUUCGAGAACCCAUUCUCAGCCACAUACUCACAGGAAGAGUGAGUCCCUGCACUCGUCUAACCAGGGCAGUGUACCCAAGAAACAGGUUGUUCUUGAGUCUACCCCUAGGCACACCAAGGGAUGUACCUACAAGUAUUUUGUCUCCUGUAAGCCAAGAGACUUCACAGGAGAAAAAGGGGCAAUAGACUGUAUGAAGUGGUUAGAUGAGAUGGAAACGGUGAUAGAUAUUAGCGGUUGUGCUAAAGAGGAUGUGGUCAUGUUUGUCUCCCAAUCCUUUAAGGGCGAUGCCCUUACGUGGUGGAAAGCACUUGUACAGUCCACUGGGAAAGUGCAUUUGUAUAAUCUUUCAUGGGAAAAGUUUGUUGAUUUGGUAAAGGACACUUAUUGUCCUCAGCAUGAAGUUGAGCGUGUAGAAACUGAUUUCCUCACCCUUGUGAUGAAGGAUCUGGACUGUAGAUCCUAUGUGACUAGUGUUAACUCCAUGUCAAGACUGGUUCCCUAUCUAGUCACUCCUGAGCCUAAACGCAUUGCGCGUUUCAUUAGUGGUUUGGUCCCUGAAAUUAAGGGAAAUGUUAAGGCUUCUAAGCCAACCACCUAUAGAUCCGCUGUGGAUCUAUCAUUAUCCCUCACUUUGGAUAUUGUGAGGAGUAAGGCGAAGAAGACUACAGAUGAGGGAAAGAGGAAGCGAGAGGAUGAUCAAUCCUCCCAGUCGAACGAGAAAGGAAAGGGGAACUCUGGUUCCAAGAAAGGGCAAACAGGCGAUAGGCCCAGGUGCAAAACUUGCCACAAAAGGCAUUUUGGCAAGUGCAACCAAGACCCACAGGCCAAACUGUGUGGGAUCUGCAAGAAGAAGGGGCACAAAUCUGUCGAGUGCCGGAACAUUAAGGAUGCAACCUUGCAACAUUGCAUUGAAUCUUCCAAAUGGUCAGAGUUUGUGAAGAAGUUGCAAGAGAUCACAUGA